AUGUUUUUCUUCAUUUUAUUCGCGACUAGCGCUGCCGUGAUCUAUUUCCCUAUCGAAAAAGAAGAAGAAAUCACCUUUGGUAAGCUUUAUAAAGAUUUCGACACUUCUGGAUUUUUAUCUCUUUCUGCAAAUACAACAGCGCAGUUAUCCAAUCUUCAAAACGUAUUUUCUAUUUAGAUGCAAUAUAAAGGCCAAAUCCAAAUAGGCUCACCACCUCAGAAGUUUAAAGUGAUUUUCGACACUGGGAGCUCAGUAAGCUUUAUUUAGUGACUUUGGGUUGUUUCCAAAGACUGUGAUAAAUGCCACUCAGUCACUAAUUCUUUCAACAAGAAGAAAUCAGCUACAUUUGUUGAUAGAGAAAUACCAAAAACACUGAUUUAUGGAAAAGGGGCUUGUGCAGGAAAUAUAUCGUCUGAUCUUGUAUUUAUUGGGGAUAAAGGUACGCUUAACCCUGUUAUGCAGGAUUUUAUUUUGGUCUCCAAAGAUAAAGAUUUUAGUGGGAUGCAGGCGGAUGGGAUAUUAGGAAUGGGAUUUGAUGGGCUGAGUGACAGUAUUCCGCCAUUAAUUCAAAACAUGAAAGAAAGCAGUAUUAUAGAGAACGCGACUUUUUCUGUGUUUUUGAGUGAUAAUGGAUAUGGGAAGUCAAAUACAAAUCUUCAGUCUAUGGUUAUUAUAGGAGGCUAUGAUUUAGACAAAUAUGCUAACAACACUUCCUUGAUCAGUGAAUAAGCCAUUAAAAAAUACAUAUCUUUGGGAAAUUAAGUCUCUUGUCAAGUGGGGCAAAAACAUUUUUUACAAAUAAUAAUUUGAUAUUUUAUUAAUAUGGUUACUAAUAAAUGUUCGUUUAAACAUAAUUUAAUUCUUUUCAUUUCAAGUAUAUUAAAAAUUGAAUUUUUCAAAAUCACAAAAACCUAUUAUAAGUAAAUUUUUAUUUAAUUUUUUUUUAUCCCUUAUCAAACAAAUCUUGCUAGCUAGCCAAAUAAGGGAGUAAAGAAAAAGAAAUUACUUAUUUGCCUGUCAUAACUUAUCCUGGAUAUUGGACAGUUAGGUUGUCAAGGAUCUUUAUAGAUUCAACACCCAUUGUUUUAGCAUCAAGUCUAGCUAUAGUCGAUACAGGAACAUCAUUCCUCAUAGGCCCUACCACUGAGGUAAACCAAAUCUACAGUUAUCUUCAACGGAGUUUUGGCUGCAGCUUAUCCAACUCCAAUCUAAUUUGUGACUGCGGAAAUUCCCAUUCAUUAUCUGAUUACCCAGAUCUUGGAUUUGUAUUCUCUGAUAAUGUAAAGUUUACCUUGAGCCCACAUCAUUAUUUUAUGAAAAGUGGCAGAAAUUGCUUGCUUUUAAUGGCUACAAUGGGAGAUUCUUAUAUGUGGGUGCUUGGUGAUGUAUUUUUGAGGAAAUAUUAUACGAUUUAUGAUAUGGAUAAUAGAAGGGUCGGAUUUGCUGAGUCUGUAAAUGAAGAUGUGUCAGGAGAAGAAAGCUCGAGAAUAGUGAGACUUCUACUCGUAGCUGGAGGGAUGAUAUUGUGUGGAGUACUUUUAAUUGGACUGAGAAUUCUCUACAAGAAGUACACCAGAAGGAAUAGACUGCCAUUAGAUAAUUCAAUUGAUCUCCCACUUAGAUCAAACAAUUAA
Blepharisma stoltei is the source of this 1634-nucleotide messenger RNA. Lineage: Eukaryota; Ciliophora; Heterotrichea; Heterotrichida; Blepharismidae. The record is from the annotation of a GenBank genome assembly.